This is a messenger RNA of Guillardia theta CCMP2712, 1603 nucleotides long. RefSeq lists its product as hypothetical. The record is from RefSeq and is a predicted model, not a curated record. The transcript has 21 exons. Gene Ontology annotation, molecular function: GTP binding. Lineage: Eukaryota; Cryptophyceae; Pyrenomonadales; Geminigeraceae. The coding region runs from base 13 to 1536 and encodes 507 amino acids.
CGUGCGGCCAAGAUGCAUCCCGCCAAGUUCGCUCGGCUCAUGCGGGUGGCCAUCAUCGGCAGGCCCAACGUGGGGAAGUCCUCGCUGUUCAACCGUCUCAUCGGAAGGCAACAUGCGCUUGUUUACAACAAGCCGGGAGUGACGAGAGACUGUCUGUUUGAGAAGGCGGAGUAUGGGGGUUUCACCUUCGAGGUGGUUGAUACGGCGGGGCUGGAUGAUGGGGUUGACAUGCAGGAGGACGAGGCGGAGAUGAGAAAAGCGGGUCCUCAGAUGAAGGCGAGUGGGAUUGGACGAUGGCCAGCCCACUUGCUGACGGAGGCGCUCGAGAAUACAUCGCUCGUGGUGAAGAGCUCGGAUCUUGUUCUCUUCAUGGUGGAUCAGCGUGUCGGUCUCACUCCUCUUGACUGGCAAUUCGCGCGAUGGCUGGCGAUGAAGAACAAGCCGACGCUUCUGAUCUCGAACAAGGCAGAUGGGAAUGUCAGCCCGUUGGAUGAGAACUUGGCGAAUAUCAGCGUGACUGGAAUGAAAGAUGUCAAGAAAUUGGGGUUGGGGGAGCCGUUGCAUAUCUCAGCAACACAGAACGAGGGGAUGAGCGAGCUGAUCAUGCACAUGGCUCCGAUCAUCAUGGGUGUUGACCGAAAGAAUCGACAAAUCUCGACAGAAUGGAAGAGUGAAGAAGAAAGACGGUUGAGACUUCUCAUUCUGGGGAGGCCGAACGUUGGAAAGAGCACGCUGGUCAACGCGCUAGUUGAAACGCAGGCUGACGAGAAAAAGGAAGAUUUUGUUCCCCUCCUAGUGGGGCCCGAGCCCGGAAUCACUAGGGACCCUGUUUCUGUUAUCUUCGAGCAUCAGGGGCAGCAAAUUGAAGUGAUCGACACGGCCGGUCUGCGAAAAAAGGGCAAAACCAUGCAACAUGGCGACGCGAUCGACAUCAAGACUUCAUAUGCUUCUCUCAAGAGGGUCCCACGCGCCGAUCUGGUCAUCCUGCUCCUUGAAAUAAACAAGCAGACGGGCCUCCUGACAGAGCAAGACAUCACUCUUGCGACAGAGGUUAUAAAGGAAGGGAAAGCGAUUCUGGUUGCGGUCAACAAGUGCGAUACCCUCUCGAAAGAAGAACUUGCUAAUGUCAAGAAGAGCAGCCCAAGGAUCUUGAACAUGUGCUUCAAUCAACUGGGAGAAGUUCCCACAGUCUUCAUUUCAAGUCAAAAUCGUCUAGGACUGAAGCAGCUGAUGACUGAAGCGAUCAGUCUCCAUGAGAAGUCGAGGACGAAGCUAUCAACCGCUGAUCUGCAGCGAUGGGUCCAUGACAUCAAGAGGAUAGGGAAGAUGAGCCCUCCCACCUUUCCGAACCUCAAGUUUGCCAGACAAGUCGACACCAAACCUCCUACCAUUGUCUUGACAUGCUCGAGGUCCGUCAGGAGUACGACAGCGUACAUGGCGUACUUGACGAACGAUUUUCGUAGGACAUUUGGUCUGGACGGGGUUCCGCUCCGAAUCUUACUCAGAGAAGAGCUUUCGCAAGCAAAGAAACAAUAGCAGCGCUUUUAUGAGUGCUCCCGACUCUACCGUCCGUCGCUCUGAGUAAACUUUUCACUGAGUUUUG